GGCGUUAUAAGUGGGUCUACGGAGAGAACAGCUGCAAAGUAAUUAGUGGGGACCCUAUAGAGACGAUACACCCUGCGCGUUUUUCUCUCAGUGUUCUCCGUAACCUCGAAGAACCCUGGAAUAAUUUCGUCAUUGGGAGCAAGCGUCUGGGGUACUGAGGACUAGAUCACAGAAGAGACAAGAGAGAGCGUGUGUCUUCUUCUUGGCAAGAAAAGAUUUUCUAGGGCUGAAGUUUUGGAACGAGCCCUCGCUGACUGGGAUACUGUGUACGUGACAGGAUUUUUGGACGGCAAACAUUCGUAAAUAUCUACCACAGGAAAGGACAUCUAUGUAUUCCCAAGCACAGAAAGACAUGGCAAAAAGAAACCUCGGCUUGAAGUUAGGAAACCUCCCCGGACUUAAGAAACAACAAGAGAAGAAAGAAAUGGAGCUUGCAGACGACGGUAAGAAAUGCGACGUGCAUCAAGAAGGGAGGGAGAUAGAGAUCGAAGACACCGAAAAGGGACGGAAAGGAAAACUGGACGAAAAGGUGAGGAAUAUAGACAUGGACGAUGGAGAUAGGAGGGCCAAAAUGAAGGAAAAGGGAAGAAAAAUGACGGUGAGUGAAAAGGGAAAGGAGAUGACAACGGAAGAAGUGGGGAAAGUUCUAGAAAUGGAGGAAGAUGGCCGACUAAUUGGGGUCGAAGAGAGGGGGACAAAGACGCAGUUGAAUCUAGGCGGAAAGAACCUUGCAAUGCAGGAGGAAGGUCGCAGGGUGGCGCUGCAGGAUCGUGACAAACUGAUGCAGCUGGAGGAGAAGGGGAGCCGGAUGGAAAUGGACGAGGAUGACAGGAUGAUGGCGAUGGAAGAAGACACAAGGAAAUUGUCUAUCAAAGAAAAGGGGAGAAAGAUGGGCCUAAAAGAAGACGAAAAGAGAUUGGCCAUGGCAAAGGAAGGAAAGAAGAUCAUGCUAGACGAAAAAUCGAAAUCCAUGGCACUGCAAGAGGAGGGGAAAGAUCUAGAGCUAGAAGAGAAGCAUAAAAAGAUGGAGGCAGAAGAUUUGUUCUCGGGGAGGAAGAUUGCUUCACAGGACAGCCAAAAGAAAAUGGCGCUGGAGGAAAAUGGCAGAAAAACCGCGCUGCAAGAACGAGAGAGAAAGAUGCAACUAGACGACAAAUCCAGAGGAAAAUCCAUGGAACUCGAAGAAAGAGGGAAGAGGCUUGCCGUCAAAGAAAAGGGUAAAAGUUUCGAGCUCGAAGAAGAAGGAAUGAAGGAGAAACAAAGGCAGGAGUUCGAAGGAGGCCACAAGACAAAAUCGCAAGAAAAGAGCAAGAAGGUCCAACAGACAACCGAAGAAACCGAAGACGGUAGAAGAAUGGAGCUCGAGGAAUCUCAGAAAGAAGAAGAACACAAGGAAGAAAGCAAGGUGGAAUCCUUCAACGGGGGCUUCAUGGAGACCAGCACAUCUAGCAGUCGGGAAUCAAAGAGUGAGAGAAGAGAAGAGAGUUACGAGGGAGGAAACAUCACCAUGGGAAUGGCUGAUUUUGGCGACGAGGAUUGGGGAAUGGAGCUUCCUGGAAAUGCGGCAAGCAGAAAGCCACAAAGUGGACGUAGAAAGUUUGGAGCGAGCUUUGAACAAGAGAGCGACGACAGGAUGAAAGAGAUGGAGGAAGAGAUGGCGAGAAUGACAAUCGGAGGUGCCAAGAAGAUGAAGAGGCAAGGAAACGGCGCCAUGGAAGAUAUGAUGAAGAAAAUCAGCAGCCAACAAGGAGGAGGAACGACCAGGAAGACAUACAUCAAGCGAGGAGGAAGUUUCUCAAUGGAUGAACAAAUGGAUAUGGGAGGACAGUGUAGCUUCUACAGCCAUGAUAUUGACCUCUAAAUAUCACAUGACCUUGAACAACAUACCCCUAAAACCUAGCCCUCCUAUUUUUACAUGUAAGUAAAAUGAUACUAGUUGUAUGAGACGACAGUCGUGUAUAUAUGGCAUUUUCUUCGUAUAUAUUUCGACAGGUGUUGAUAGAAUCAGAGAAAGCUUUUCAUAAAAUGCACGCUUUGUAUUGUGACUAAUUGACUUAAAGUAGACGUAGAUUUCUUUGGUCUUUAUAGAUGUACUA
Molecule: messenger RNA, 2096 nt
Organism: Branchiostoma floridae (Florida lancelet)
Lineage: Eukaryota; Metazoa; Chordata; Leptocardii; Amphioxiformes; Branchiostomatidae
Product: trichohyalin-like
Exons: 2
Coding region: 329-1861 (510 amino acids)
Source: RefSeq, a predicted model, not a curated record